This is a messenger RNA of Talaromyces proteolyticus, 659 nucleotides long. RefSeq lists its product as uncharacterized. The coding region runs from base 310 to 546 and encodes 78 amino acids. The transcript has a single exon. NCBI's taxonomy places the organism in Eukaryota, Fungi, Ascomycota, Eurotiomycetes, Eurotiales, Trichocomaceae. The record is from RefSeq and is a predicted model, not a curated record.
GCCUCGACAACGUUUAUUGCCGAGUACGUAGCUCGCUGCUAUCAGAAAGGUUAUACUGACAUGAGUAUAGACCGAUACUCACUCCUCCGGCGACCUCUGGCCUCCGUGUUCUCCAGGCUGAGUUCGAUAGGUCUCAAAUUGCUGAUCAACCCCGCGUUCCGUGGUCAUGGUCCACCACGGGCAAAAAAUGUAAAGAACCUUAUAAACCCACGACAAAAGGUAAAUGGUGGUUUGAUUGGGCUCAUGAGCAUGAAGGUAGUUUGUCGGUGAUCAGUAACAUUGGGAGAAAUCAUAGAGACUGAGCUUGGUAUGCAAUUAUUUGGUGAAGAAAGGUGCAUUCAUUGCCAGAGGAUGGAUUAUGAGUGCUGGGUUUUCACUGUAAAGGGUCGUCUACAAGUGGCAAAUCCUGGGAGUGCAUGCACUCGUUGCCGCACGAGUCCAGGUGCUGAUGGCUGUAGUUUGUCUAAUCGGCGGCCGCGGCUUAUAUCCAAUAAUAAUAAUAAUAGACCUCGCCUUCCACCCUGGGCCUUGCUACCGAAGGGUUGAGAUCCUAGCCUAAGUCGAGUGCCUGCGUGCUACAGUGCGUAGUCAUGCUUAUUAUUCUUUCCACUUCAGUCAAUAAUGAUAAUAAUGAUAAUACCAAGAGUAUUUGGUUCCAC